AUGGCGACCCAAAUGAGCAAGAAGCGAAAGUUCGUCGCCGACGGAGUGUUCUUCGCCGAGCUGAAUGAAGUUCUCACGAGAGAGCUCGCCGAAGAUGGCUACUCUGGCGUUGAAGUUAGGGUCACACCGAUGCGUACCGAGAUCAUAAUCAGAGCCACUCGUACCCAGAACGUGCUCGGAGAGAAGGGGAGGAGGAUUAGGGAGCUAACCUCAGUGGUACAGAAGAGGUUUAAGUUUCCAGAAAACAGUGUUGAGCUUUAUGCUGAGAAGGUUAACAAUAGAGGGCUUUGCGCUAUUGCCCAAGCUGAGUCUCUCCGUUACAAGCUUCUUGGAGGCCUCGCUGUCCGCAGGGCCUGCUAUGGUGUUUUGAGAUUUGUCAUGGAAAGUGGGGCCAAGGGAUGCGAGGUGAUUGUUAGUGGAAAGCUAAGAGCACAGAGAGCCAAGUCCAUGAAGUUCAAAGAUGGGUACAUGAUUUCUUCUGGUCAGCCAGUUAAUGAAUAUAUCGAUUCUGCUGUGAGGCAUGUUCUCCUCAGACAGGGUGUACUUGGUAUUAAGGUCAAGAUUAUGCUUGAUUGGGAUCCCAAGGGCAAGCAAGGCCCCAUGACCCCCUUACCUGACCUUGUUACAAUCCACCAACCGAAGGAGGAGGAGUAUUUCAGGCCUGCAGUAGCAGCAGCGGCAGCAGCGGCAGCACCUGUUCUGGGCGCAACUGAUAUUGAUGUCCCGCUGGUUGUGGCUUAA
Messenger RNA from Prunus armeniaca (apricot), 741 nucleotides. Lineage: Eukaryota; Viridiplantae; Streptophyta; Magnoliopsida; Rosales; Rosaceae. The record is from the annotation of a GenBank genome assembly.